GAACUGGCUCUGCCGUAAACUGCCCUCAGCGUGACGACUUCGAUGGCAAAUGUUCUUCAGUUGUUUCUAACCUGACCUGAAAUGGCACUGAAUCUGAUUUCGUCCUAUGACAGCGAUGAUGACACUGACAGUAUUGGAAGUGAACCAGUGGAUAAGUCGACCACGGAUACCGUCAAGCCAGAAGAAGCGCUCUCGUCGGAGAAGAAAUCAUCGUUCUUUUUUGGUGGUGAAGAAUCUGGCAGCAGUGAUGACGAUGGGGAUAAUCAGUCGAAAAAUAUUUCGGAACCCUCUGAAAAGCCCAAUUCAGGCACCCGUCGCCUACCAAGUGCGAUGUCCGUACUGAAAGGCAAACAUGCGGGUUCUAGCGUGUUUUCAAGUGAGCGUGAACAAGAAGAUCUCGCACAGCAAUUUACCCUCAGUCAGCAUGUGCCGUUGACUGAGAAAGUUGAAACAAAGAAAAAGCCUGUUUGCCGUGCUUUUCAACGUGGCGAAUGCAGACGGGGGAAUAAAUGUCGAUUUGCGCAUCCAACAGCUCCUCAAGUUCCUAGAGAUGCGGCUACAAUGGCGGAUGCUCCCAGAAUGUACAAUGCCGAUGAUAUAUUUGCCAAAAAAGCUAAAAUUGCCUAGUCUUGUUCUGUAA
Messenger RNA from Cylicocyclus nassatus, 640 nucleotides. The record is from the annotation of a GenBank genome assembly. Lineage: Eukaryota; Metazoa; Nematoda; Chromadorea; Rhabditida; Strongylidae.